AUGGUCAUUUUCUUCUCGACGCCGGAAACAGGCUAUGGUAACCUGCCAGGUGACAUGACUUUCUGGGACUAUGUUGAGAAAAAGCAACUUGGAGCCACUAAAGUUGAAUGGUCAGUAACAAGCGAAUGGUCUCCCGAUGGACUUUAUUUCAUGAGUGCUACAACAUCUCCAAGGCGACAAAUUGACAAUGGGCUGGAGUCGCUUCUACUUAAAAAGAAGUUGUUGAACGGUGGGAAUACACCAAAUGAUCAUGCUUGUAAAGUAAGAUUUUCCCUAAUUUCCAUUUUGCAUGGUGUUAGUACAUUUACUCCAUUGAAGGGGCUUUUCAUCCAAGGUCCCGUCUUUGUCAACUUUUUUCUUGGUAUUCAUAACAUGGUGGAAAAGGUCCCAUCUUUCCAAAAUGGUGGCAUCUCUUGGUUCAUUGACCUUACGACUGCUGAUACUUUCUACAUUCUUCCUUGUUUGACUGCAUUUUAA
Messenger RNA from Lactuca virosa, 477 nucleotides. The record is from the annotation of a GenBank genome assembly. NCBI's taxonomy places the organism in Eukaryota, Viridiplantae, Streptophyta, Magnoliopsida, Asterales, Asteraceae.